Messenger RNA from Talpa occidentalis (Iberian mole), 1370 nucleotides. It is a transcript of the gene CENPH, whose product is annotated as centromere protein H. The record is from RefSeq and is a predicted model, not a curated record. Lineage: Eukaryota; Metazoa; Chordata; Mammalia; Eulipotyphla; Talpidae. Gene Ontology annotation, cellular component: nucleus; kinetochore. Gene Ontology annotation, molecular function: kinetochore binding. Gene Ontology annotation, biological process: kinetochore assembly; chromosome segregation; mitotic spindle organization.
CUUCCGGGAGUCAGUUUUGUGGCGGGAAAAACAACUGUCGCUGUGGCGUGUUGUGCAGGCCCGGGAGGGCCGCUUUUCGCGCCCGCUAGAAUGGACGAGCAAGCUGAGGAUCAUGCAGUCUCCGAGCCCGCGGACUCCGGCGCUGAAGGCGGACCCCCACAGGUCGCCGGCGCCCGAGAGAUCCCCGAGGACCGUGUGACCCUGCUUCUCAGACUGAGAACACAGACAAAACAACAACUCUUGGAAUAUAAAUCAAUGGUUGAUGCAAAUGAAGAAAAAACUCCAGAACAAAUCAUGCAGGAAAAGCAAAUUGAAGGUAAAAUUGAAGACCUGGAAAGUGAAAUUGAAAAGGUGAAAACAGCUUUUGAAAUGAAAAAACUUGCACUGGACAGGAUGCAACUUUCGACUGCACUUAAAAAAAAUCUGGAGAAAGUUGACAUCAAGACAAGUGUGCUCAUAGAUAACAUGAAACACAUAUUGAAGCUAAAUAAUUUAAUAAUGAAAUCACAGCAGGUAUCUUGGGAUUUGGAGGAAAAACUGCUUGAUGUUAGAAAGAAGAGGUUACAAUUAAAACAAGCCUCAGAAAGUAAGCUUUUAGAAAUACAGACUGAGAAGAACAAACAGAAAGAUGGUAUGGACAGUAUGGAAAAUUCAGACAAGAUAAAGACCAUACAACAAAACCUACAGACGGAAAUACAAAUUACUACAGUUAUUCAACAUGUGUUUCAGAACCUCAUUUUGGGGAGUAAAGCCAAUUGGGCAGAGGAUUCUGCUCUUAAGGAAACUGUUCUGCAACUUGAGAAGAAUCUCACCAUGAUCUAAUAAGAAUUCUCUUUUGGCAUUUCUUUGUUCUUAUCUUUGAUAUGUCAUUUAUAAAGCAAAUUUCAGUUGAAGUAUAUUUUCAGUGUUUUUGAAUCUAUUCUAAUACUGUUUUUUUUUUUUUAAUUUUUAGUUAACACUAUAACUUGGGCUCUAUUAUUUUAAAUAUAAUCGUUAAAAUGACUGGCAUAUUCCUAAAAGAGUGAAAAUAUUAGCCUAAAAUAUAUCAAUACCAGCUUUCCACUGUAUGUGAAUGUUUUCCCUACAACAUUCCUGGCAUUCCCAACUUUCCUUAGGAAUACUUACAUGGGUUUGUUUGUCAGCCAGAACAUUAGAAAAGUAUAUUCACUUAUUUGAAUAGAGACCUAAAUAAAGCAUUUCAACCUUGAAAAAGAGAGAAAAAAAAGCAUAUAUGAAAUGUUAACAGUUACAUUAGGGGGAUUGUGUCUUUUCUGUAUUUCUAUAUUUAGCAUGCUUUACUUCUGUAAACUAAAAAAUAAAAAGAAUGUUACUCUUCUUUUUACAAAAUAAAACUUGCCACCUUUCAUAUC